Molecule: messenger RNA, 1742 nt
Organism: Arachis stenosperma
Lineage: Eukaryota; Viridiplantae; Streptophyta; Magnoliopsida; Fabales; Fabaceae
Exons: 9
Coding region: 198-1205 (335 amino acids)
Cellular component (GO): membrane
Source: RefSeq, a predicted model, not a curated record
AAAUAAAUAAAAAAAACCUGCACGAGGAUAAAUACUGUUAAACGUUGAUCCCUCGCCUAGUCACCUUGAACCGCUUAAUUGGAUAAAUAAAUUUUUAUUUUAUUUAUUUUUCUAUUUGCGUUCUUUUUUUUUUCUGCCUUUCUUUCCUGUGCAAAUUCAUUUUCACAGAACAGAAACUUUCCUUUGCCAAUCGGAGAAUGCAGCUGCAAGAUACUGCAGAUACAACCACCCUUAGUUAUUGGUUGAAUUGGAGGGUCUAUCUUUGUGCACUAUGUGUUUUGCUGCCCAUGGUUGUGGCAUUUCUUGUGAUAUGGAAGCAUGAAGGUUCGAGGGACUCCAUGCAUGGGAAAGGAAAAAAUCGGCAAGAUGGCAAUGGGACUUUACCUGGUGAUGAAGCAUGGAAACCAUGCCUAAAGGAAAUUCACCCUAUUUGUUUACUAGCUUUUCGAGUUAUUGCAUUUGCUUCUCUUUUGGCAACGCUGAUUGCCAAAGUUAGUAUUAAUGGUGGCACCAUAUUUUACUAUUACACACAGUGGACUUUCACUUCGGUUACAAUUUAUUUUGCAUGUGGAUGUGUGCUGUCAGUGUAUGGGUGUUAUCAGUAUAAAACAUCAACAUUCUCCACCUCUAAUGUUAAUUUUGCUAGGAUAGAUGUAGACCAAGAACGAAACAUGCCUUUCAUGCAUCAUGAGGUUGCAAAUCUCUCUAGAAUGGAGGAUCAUGCUGAUACCCUGGUCGAAAUGCAUAGGGGUAGUGUGACAGCUACCUUGAGUUGCCUUUUUCAUGUUCUAUUCCAGAUGAAUGCAGGGGCAGUGAUGCUCACAGAUUGCGUUUAUUGGUUCAUUAUAUUUCCGUUUCUUACCCUGAAGGAUUAUGAUUGGAACUUUAUGACAGUGAAUAUGCAUACACUAAAUGUUAUCUUGCUCCUUGGGGAUACAGCUCUAAAUUGUCUGCAAGUUCCCUGGACCGGGAUGUCAUUCUUUGUGUUAUGGACAGGAGCUUUUGUCAUUUUUCAGUGGAUCAUUCAUGCUUGUGUCCCAAUUUGGUGGCCAUACCCAUUUCUUGAUUUAUCGUUGCCCCUUGCUCCAUUGUGGUAUUUGUUGGUCGGAUUGUUGCAUAUUCCAUGUUAUGGAUUAUUUGUGCUGAUUGUGGAAAUGAAACAUUAUUUCUUGUCCAAAUGGUUCCCAUCCUCUUACCAGUGCUGAAAGGAAAGAUCAACCGCUAUCUAAGUCGGGUCGCUUUAGAGCCAAUUGCUGUUUGGGUCUACUGCAAAACUAUAUCAGGGUGUGUUCUCCAGCUGCAAGAUGCUAUCCACAACUGAGUCCUUUUAACGCGCUCAUGGCCUCAUCACAUUACUGAAAUUCCGCGAAUGCAGUAAUGUGAAGCAUCCAGAAUUCAUUUCAAUUAUGCUACCGCUUAAAAAUGCUUCUUCUCCAAAGGUAAGGCAAGAUUUAUGUAGGGAGCAAGUUGAGGAUGGGGAGCUCUUCAUUUUUAUGGCAUUAUUUCCUGUUCCCCUACUAAUGACUAAUUGGGUUAUAUAAGUCCAUUAAUUAAAGGUAGAACUAGAUUUUACUAGAAAUAUUAUACUAUAGUAUAAAUGGUAAUGUUAGAAGUUGGAUGUAGCCCAAUUAUACUCAUUACAUCAUAUUUAAUAUUUAAAACCCCCUUUUGAGCUGCUUGUGAACCUUCCGGUAUUGUCAGCGUUUGUUCAAUUACUCUACUCUUGUACCCGCAAAUGCAAU